This is a messenger RNA of Capsella rubella, 1896 nucleotides long. RefSeq lists its product as uncharacterized. Lineage: Eukaryota; Viridiplantae; Streptophyta; Magnoliopsida; Brassicales; Brassicaceae. Bases 788 to 1654 code for a protein of 288 amino acids. The record is from RefSeq and is a predicted model, not a curated record. The transcript is spliced from 10 exons.
AAAAGCCGCCGCUCACGUUAAGAGAGCAAGUAUGUGUAAGAUACAUAGAGAAAGAGAGACGAUCACCACCUUUACUGUCACGGUCCGCCUCCGUUUCGCGGCUGCUGUUUGCGUCGGGUACGUUGGUAAUGAGAAAGGGAUUGAAUUAAUCGGAAGAGGAAGAAGAGCAUGUAUUAACUUGAUAGCAAGCCGCCGACUGAGAGAGAGAGAGAGAGAGAGAGCAUGUCUUCGGGGUUAAAGAGGAAGGGAGAUCUACAUCCUUUAGUCGCGUCCAUUGCAAACGCGAAAGCGUCGAGCUUGUCGGAAGAAGAAGAAUGGCCGCGAGAGAGUGACCCUUGGGGGCGGAUGAGAGAAGCGAUUGAGAUCCACCGGAGGAGUAAAAGAGAAGCACGGCCGGGGUAGAAAUGCUAACGGCCGGAGGGGAGAGAUAAAGAAGGAGGUUCCGGCAGUGAGCAGAUCGGAAUGUUAGAAGCAAAGGCGGAGCAGACCAGAGCCGUUGAGAAGCAGUUGGGGUUUGGAGAGAGUUUCCGGCGUAGUAUAAGCAAGUGAGACCGGAUUUGUGGUGUCUCUCCUACGGCAGACCUCUGUCUGCAAAACAGGACGCACUCUAUGAUGACGUGGCAUUAUAUGAUGUUUGAGAUCCCGCCUAAAAAAACCCUUCAUAAAAAAAAUCCUUUUCCUCUGCUCUUUCGCAAGGGUGUAUAAAUCACAAUCUCUCUUCUCACUCUGCUUCUGUCUCUCCAUUUUCAAAACCCUAGGAUCUUCGUCUAAGCGACACAAAUCGAUCAUGGAAGCGGAAGGAGGAGAAGCUAAUUUUCCUGCACAAUCGAUCAUGGAAAUGGAUGGAGAAGCAAGAAGUGGUUCAAACGCUGAAACCAGGAGCUCAGAGCUCUUAAAGAUACCCAGUGCUUUUUUCAUAUUCAUGGAGGACUACAUCAAGAAUAAUCACGCCGAGAACCAAAAAAUGAACGAUGCUCUAAAAGCUGCUAAAGAUGGAUGGGAUUCUUUGUCACUAUAUACAAGGCUCCGUUACUUUAGCAAUUCUGUGAUGUACCAUGUAAACACCCGCCAAGAUCUGGUCGAAUGGCCACAGGAACCUGCGGAGGAAACUGAUGAAGAAUAUGAUGCCGAUUCAGAAAAGUCGGCUCUAACUCCGCUGCUGAUUUUUCUUGCAAACCAAUUCCCUCAUUCUUCUGAUUCCAACUACGUUGCCGUGAUUGACGCAAUACUUGUAAAGUGGCAAUCCUUACCUGAGAUGGAGAAGAAGCCCUAUCUUCUUGUGGCAUCUAAGAGAUUGGCCGAGUAUGAAAAGAACUUUAUCGCAGAAAUGGAGAAACAGCUAAUUGCGCAUGAGGACUGUCCACUGCUUCAGGAAUUUGAGUCACCAGUGGCUACUGGUUUGACGACAUAUCUCUUUGACUCCCUCCAAGAGUGUCACAUUCAAGACAAGAAGAUAACACCAGAUGAUGUUCUUUCAUUUGUUGGGAGGUGGGAGACAUCUUUGUCUUCUCCCGAGAAGUCCCCUUUCUUCACCAAGGCGAAGGAGAAGAUGAAACAGUUCGAGAAUGGCUGUCUAAGCUAUUUGAAAAACGUCCCUCUAACUCCUCCAAAGUCUAUGGUAAAAAGAUUAAGCACAAUUGGAGUCUUUGAUUGAUUUGUGUUAUUCUUGUUUUGGUCAAUGUUUAGUAAGGGCAUCCUUAUUGCUAGUAUCUUAGGGUAUCUUACCCCCUAAGAUAUUAGCAAUAAGGAUGGUCUAAUAUGUACAUGAGUCUUCAACGGCUGAACCAAAAACCAUCGUCGAGUAUUGUGCCUUUUGGCAAAUGUACUUUUUAUCACUCACGCAAAAUUAGCUGCUUUCAUUGAGAAAAUUUGAUGUGGCCGGUUAUAUUGAUAGAA